Molecule: messenger RNA, 1437 nt
Organism: Oppia nitens
Lineage: Eukaryota; Metazoa; Arthropoda; Arachnida; Sarcoptiformes; Oppiidae
Product: zinc finger protein 239-like
Exons: 8
Coding region: 347-1318 (323 amino acids)
Biological process (GO): regulation of transcription by RNA polymerase II
Cellular component (GO): nucleus
Molecular function (GO): RNA polymerase II cis-regulatory region sequence-specific DNA binding; DNA-binding transcription factor activity, RNA polymerase II-specific
Source: RefSeq, a predicted model, not a curated record
UUAAUACCAAUAGUUUAGUCAACAAACUACUCGAAUAGAGUCACUUACAGCCAUAGCAACAAAACAAUUAAAAUAUAUGAUUAUUGUUAUUACUCUAUGAUUAUUGUUAUUAUUAUUAUUGAGUUUUCUCUGUAUAUAUGUUUCAGUUAGACCUCUCUUUUACUCAAAAAAAUAAUAAUAAUAUAAAUAAUAGACAUAUCUUUCGGCCGCCAUUUCCAUAUCAAGCACUGGUAGUCCAUAACCAUUGGCAUAUUGACGACAACGAUAACAAAAGUUGAAAGGGAUUGGCCGCACAUUGGGAUACGGGUGCGCAUAGCGGACACACACACACACCAUACACACGGAUAUGACGCUCAAUAUGGUUGACCCGCGCCGAGGUCGGGGACGGCCGCGAAAGUUUGACAAGAGUGGACAAGUAUUUCUAUGCGAUUGGAUGGGUUGCGACCGAAAAUUUAGCCAAAGCUGUAAUCUAAACAAACAUCUAUUGACACAUUCAGGUGUCGGCGGUGGUAGUAGUAGUGGCGGCCAAUCAAAAGGCGAUCGUCCGUUUGCUUGCGAUUGGCCACAGUGUGGGAUGUGGUUUACACAGUCAUCUAAUCUCAACAAACAUUACUUAACCCAUACUAAUGAGCGACCAUUUCGGUGCAAUUGGCCGGACUGUGAAAAGCGAUUUAAACAAUCGUCUAAUCUUAACAAACAUCGACUCGUGCACACCGGUGAAAAACCGUAUGUCUGUGACUUCCCUCAAUGUACGAAAAAGUUUUCGCAAUCAAGCAAUUUAAAGAAACAUAAAUUAGUACACUCUGGCGAAAAGCCAUUCAAAUGUCAUUUUAACGGUUGCGGCAAACAAUUUGAUCAGAGCUGUAAUCUAAAUAAACAUUUCCUAACUCAUAUUGGCCAUAAGCCCUAUGUAUGCGAAUAUCCGGAUUGUGGCGAAAAGUUUUCCCAGUCUUCGAAUCUAUCCAAACACUACCGAAGCAAACAUAAUACUACAGCACCGGCACACUCAUUGAAUACCAGUUCCAGCAGUACAGGAGAUGAAGAAGAAGAUUCGACACAAUUUAUCAAAUGCGAUGCCAAUAAUUGUGAUGUCAUCCUAAGCCAACCGAAACCUGGCGGCGGCGGUCCCGGCGAUCAUUCAUCAAAAGAGUCUCAUUCGAUGACUCACCACAAGAAGCGAGUGUCCACUACACUCGUGGACAGCAGCAGUGCCAUAGCACUGGCCAACGAGUUGGAGGCAGUGGCAGCCGCUCAUCGGAUAUGUCCUACAUCUAGAUUUACAUUUGAAACGUUACCCAUUAGUUUAAACUUGAGCUAACUUAUCAUUAAUUACAAUAUAUGUUAAUUUUUUUUGACAUCAAUUAGUAGUGUUUCUAAUGAUUUUCUAUAAUUAUUUUUUUUCUCCCGAAAAGUUCAAAGUAUAAUAAUAAUUAUAAU